Mucor mucedo is the source of this 2670-nucleotide messenger RNA. Its product is annotated as phospholipid methyltransferase-domain-containing protein. The transcript has 10 exons. Gene Ontology annotation, molecular function: phosphatidylethanolamine N-methyltransferase activity. The record is from RefSeq and is a predicted model, not a curated record. Bases 1 to 2670 code for a protein of 889 amino acids. Lineage: Eukaryota; Fungi; Mucoromycota; Mucoromycetes; Mucorales; Mucoraceae. Gene Ontology annotation, biological process: phosphatidylcholine biosynthetic process.
AUGGAUAAUGUAUUAAGAAAGGAUGAUUGUUGUUCUAAAGGAAAGACACCUGACGGAAAAGUCUUCAAAGUACCUCCUACAAGAGAGAUGGUGCAAUCUCUUUUAGAUCUCAACGAGAAAAAAAGUUUUUUUGAUAUUUUGACUCUGCUGACUUUAGCAAUUGAGAUAAGCUUGUUAUUUAUACUACCACGUCAAACGGCACAGUAUUUCUUUCUCUUUUUAUUUUUGUUUUGGAGAGUCGCUUACAAUGUUGGUCUGGGCAUAUUGUUGAAAAAUCAAAGCGAAUCAAAGAAUCUGGUUAGACUGGCAAAGAAACACAAGAUAUUCGAUGAAAAAGCACAUCCGAAGCUAACCAAAUGGCUAAAAAAUCAAUUGAGUACAAAAAUGGGCUCUGAUUAUAAUUUUUAUACUGCACCGAUUGAGUACAACACCUGGCUCUUAUUCAGACAAUUGGUGGAUCUAAUCUUAAUGAAUGAUUUUGGUACGUAUGUUUGCUUUGCUAUCUCUUGGUUCAACACGCGGCCUCAAUCUUCGUUUUUCAUGGAUGAUACAUUGAGAUGGGUGGGCGGUAUUUUUAUGAUUGCUUUUAAUAUCUGGGUCAAAUUGGACGCUCAAAGAGUUGUUAAAGAUUUCGCUUGGUAUUGGGGGGACUUUUUCUUCCUGAUAGAACAAUCGCUUACCUUUGAUGGUGUAUUUGAAAUGGCUCCACAUCCCAUGUACUCUGUAGGUUACAUUGGUUACUAUGGUAUAUCGUUGAUUUGUGCAAGUUACACAGUUUUGUUUGUUAGUAUUUUCGCACAUGUACUUCAAAUGGCAUUCCUUGUGUUUGUUGAAACACCUCACAUCGAAAAGACAUACAACCCACCUAUCAAACCCAAAAGGCAGCCGAUAGUCACCGAAUCAUUAGAUGAUGAUGCUACCAUACUUAUCAAAUCAAUCCUCAACAGUGGAAACUUCAACACGAAUUAUUUUCGUCGUGAUUUGAUUGUAUUUAAAAAUUUUGACCUUUUCCAAUCAAGUGACUUGGCUGCAGGUCUUGUUAUGGUAUAUGCAUCUAUCACACCGUUCCUUGUACAAGGUAAACUGGGAAUUGUUUAUGCCGUAUUCCAAGUAUUCUUUUGGCGUAUAUUUCAUUCUUUUGGGCUUGGUUUCUUAUUAUACGCUCAAUCGAAAACCAAGUUUUUCACUCGUCAUUUCGUUAAAUGGGGCGGGGGAGUGAAUGAGGCAUUUCAAAACUGGAAAAGUAUCUACAAUUUAUCAUCGUGUAUGACUUAUGUUUCAUUCAUUACUCUAUGUUUAAAACUUUAUUCAUUGCCAUCAGAUUGGACAUAUGGAAUGACCCUACUAAGACAUACAUUAGGCCUAAUCUUUAUAGCCUUGCAUAUAUGGACCUCUGUCUCUAUUUAUGAAGUCUUGGGAGAUUUUGGCUGGUUUUACGGUGAUUUCUUCACGGAUGACCACCCGGCGCAAUUAUUGUAUUCCGGUAUUUACAGGUACCUGAAUAAUCCAGAAAAAAUCAUGGGUCAUGCUGCAUUUUGGGGUUUAGGCUUGAUAACAAAUAACCAUUAUGUAUUUGGUUUGGCUUUAUUUUCUCAAGUGGCAAACUCAUUAUUUCUGCAUUUUGUCGAAAGACCGCACAUGCAGAAAUUAUACGGUGAUCAAAUCCGAAAAGAAGCUGGUCUAACAAAAACUUUAAGAACUGCAGCUCAGAAUAUUCCAAAGAAACUACCUAGGAAUGUUUCUACCGAAAUUGAGAAAUUCGUACGAGAAGCAGCUGCUGCCGAGAGUGACUCCUCGUCAAAAGUAGAAAGCGUCAUCAAAGAGACGAUUGGGAAAGUUGAAAAGGUGGUUGCUGAUACGGCUGAUACUAUCGGUAGCAAGAUUUCCGAAACUGAUUUAUCAGCAACUGCUCUUCAAGCGACAAAAAAGUUGUUUGAUGUCGACAACACUGAUGGUGAAACACAACAUUAUAGUUUAAAAUUGUCCCAUUUCCAUCAUCGCGCCGAUCAGCCUGUACAACCGAACAAUGUCUUUAUUAUAGGAGAGCGUAUCAAAGUUGACUGGACGGCUCCCGAGAAUCAUGGCCCGAAAGAUUGGGUUGGAAUAUAUAAAGUUACCGCAAAUCCAAACAAACAAAUUACUUCGGCAAAUUCUCGCGGCAGGUGGUAUUGGACAAAUGCUAUUGAACCCACCCUAUCAACGUCAAAGGAUGUUGUCGAUGACGAUUAUGAUGAAGGUAUCAUUUUCCCUCCAAACACUGAGAUCAGGUCAAAGGGAUGUGUAGUUUUUGAAGGGAACAAGUUACCAUGGGAAGAAGGUACUUAUGAAAUUAGGUAUCAUCAUGAUGGAAAAUAUAAAGUAAUGGCAAGGAGCAUACCAUUUGAAAUAACAGUCCCUGCAACACCUGACAUAAACGACGAAGAUGCAAUCCAAGUAUGUUUGUUGCGGUUGGUUCAAAGCGCACUUGAUUAUGAUCCAGAAAAAAUGCCAAUGUCACCAAUUGAUAACUACACCUAUCUUGAUGAAACUGCUGCAAAGAAGGUAGUAUAUGUGAUCAGGAAAGUGUUUGGUGUAGAGUUUGCAUGGGAAGUGAUUGUAAACGAUACAAGAGUAAGCCGAUUGACAAAACGAGUAAGUGGAUUUAUGAUGGAUGCAUAUAAUAGUUUGUAA